AGUUUUAGAGUCUCGCUUUCUGAUUGCCGAAAAAUCGCUGGAUAAUAAAUUACCGAGUCAACUGCAAGCUAAAGUUGUUGUACUGAGUCGUGAAGAUAGCAGAGUAGAAUUGAUAGACGAAGGGGGAGUUUGUUGGAUAUUAAUAGUUUUUUUUCAUGCACGUUCAGGAGUAGGAGUGAAGUAGAGUCGUCUGUGAGCAUUAAGAAAGAUGAUGGCAGAGUACCACCUUCUAUUUCGCUUCCGGCGGAGCGGACUCGUUUCAUCCUUUUCGCUCUUCUAGUCGAAAGGGAGGUAGAUCUCAGAUCAGCAACAUAUCAAUCACAAUCUCCUAAGCAACAACGACUGUUCCAAGAACACCUCCGUCGUCUGGAGCCAUGGUUGAUUUUUGGGAGUCUGAAUAUUUUGAAGCGGCAGUGUGGGGAGUCCUCGUUGUUAUUAGCGUGAUAAUCACGUACGUUUGCGGGGGAUUCGAUCAAAUCAAGGUAAUAAGGAUUUUUUUGACCGAUAAGAAUAGAAUGCUUCAUAGAGCAUUCGCCGGUGAAGCAAUGAAAAACCUGCAUUUCCAGAGUUCUUCCUACUAUGAUCGAAAAGGAAGAGUUUUUCAUUUUCUGUACUUCUAUUACAACAAAAAUAUACACCAAAGACGUCGAGUUGGCAACAUUUCCUUCAUCAUCUUCAUCUACUGCAACUGAGUACUUCUGCUUCUGCCACGACGACCACGAAUUUUUAUUCCUCACGACAUUACAGGUGAAAGUGCAGGAGUUGCGCCGGAUUGAUAAAAACCGCUCAGACUGUGCAAUUUGUUGUUGCGAUUUGGAGGUUGGGGUAAAGGUAGCCAAAACUCCUUGUGGUCAUGUCUUCCACUAUCGUUGUUUGCGUGAGUGGUCCUUCCGACAGAAUACUUGUCCUGUCUGCCGCGCAGAUCUUGGCCCGGAUGGUGUUUUAGAGGAUAUUCCGGCAAGCAGUCUCCGCGAUGCAUUUCCCUCACAAACACAAGAACAAGUCUAAAAAUCGCAGUGUAAAUGAAGGAGCAGGAGCAGGGCGGCCACGAUGCCGAACUGCGUAAAAAAGCUACAGAUUUGCAUGCUGUCGUUGUAGAAGAAAGAAGCUCUACGCAUGUCCAAACUGUUUAGUUGAGUUAAAAUCGUUGAUCCGCCAGUUAAUUUUUGCAAAAACAUAUGUAGAUGAAGAUGUACUUACAUCAAGUAUCACGAUCUUCUACAAGUAAGUAACAAUUUUGCUCAUUAGAGGAAUGAACAGCCAAGUUGGUGCAUGAUCUGAAUGUAAAGCGGAGGAGAAACAUGACAUUGGCAGAGAGGACAGCUUAAGGAUUCGCUUUUUGGCGUUCUAGACACGGAGGACGAGGAGUAGCAGGCUUCAAUCGUGGAAAGAACAAAUGCUUCUGCGUGUGUGGUGUGCGUGCAACGACUUGCGUCUAGAGAUGUACAACAGGUGAUCGUAGUGUUUCUGUGUGAACAAGAGUACUUAAAAAUAAACAAAACACGACUGAUUUUAGCUUUUGUUGCAACUAGAACUACAGUGUUAGAAAAUGUCUGGUCGUACUAAAGCUCGUUGUACCUUAUCUUUCCACAUGCACAUUGAUAUGCAUAUGGCAUACGAAAAAUAUCAAUCCCAUCGUGUUCUCUAACGAAGAAACGGCAAUUCUCGAGAGUAAAUGGCAAAGCAAGGCAAAAACAAUGUAAGAAUUCUUGACUAGUAAUCUGACCAUCCAAAACUCGAGCGACCUAUGACCGACAUGAUAUGUUCUUGAGG
Messenger RNA from Amoebophrya sp. A25, 1773 nucleotides. NCBI's taxonomy places the organism in Eukaryota, Dinophyceae, Syndiniales, Amoebophryaceae. The record is from the annotation of a GenBank genome assembly.